Molecule: messenger RNA, 2950 nt
Organism: Perca flavescens (yellow perch)
Lineage: Eukaryota; Metazoa; Chordata; Actinopteri; Perciformes; Percidae
Gene: prmt8a
Product: protein arginine N-methyltransferase 8-B
Exons: 10
Coding region: 524-1756 (410 amino acids)
Biological process (GO): chromatin remodeling; peptidyl-arginine methylation, to asymmetrical-dimethyl arginine
Cellular component (GO): plasma membrane
Molecular function (GO): protein-arginine omega-N monomethyltransferase activity; histone methyltransferase activity; protein-arginine omega-N asymmetric methyltransferase activity
Source: RefSeq, a predicted model, not a curated record
UACUCAGCGGCAAAGUCUUUCCCCUCUGAGAGACGAGCGGCGGAAGCGGUGCUAUUUUUAGAAACAGUGUUACCGUAGAGGAGUUAAUCAAAGUGGGGCUUAAAGCAGUGUUUUCAGGACAAUCUGCUGCUUUCACUGCUGCAAUCUUCUGAGACUCCUAUCUGCGCUUGCUGUGUCAUGGGGACAGGACGAUGCAUUUAUAUCAAUCUUAUCUCAGCUAGUGCCAAAUGAUGCCUUAUUUCCCUCUCAUGCUCUCCAGGAAAGCACACCGGGGGACGGCAAACUUUCGCGCCAUGGACUCUGCACUUAAUUGCAACAGCUGCUGCAAUGCUUUUGGGACCUCGUGUAGUUUUGUGUCUUUUCCGAGUCUUAGGAUUUUUAAAGAACAUUGCAGUUUGGGAUGUGAAUGAGAAUUAGUAUUGACUGAAAGAGCUACGGAGAAAAAAAAUCGUUGAGGCGCAUACGGGUUCCUCAUCCUCCUCACUUCCUUACAAAGUGUGAGCACCUGUUUUUGCCGGCUCCUAUGGGAAUUAAGCACUCGUCCCGCUGCAUGCUCCUCAGGAGAAAAAUGGCGGAGUCUGAGAGCACCGAGCAACCACAGCCACGGCCAAUCCGUAUAAUUCCAUCCCAGUCGGCACAGCCCACCUCGUUGCCCAAGCCGGUGCCUUCCAUCCAGCACGCCUCACGGCCUCCUCUGCCGCCACACACGCCCCAUGCUGCCAGCCUUCCCAGCUGUCCUGGGCGGGGGAAGAUGUCCAAAUUUCUAAGCCCAGAGGAGAUGACCUCACGAGACUACUACUUUGACUCUUAUGCCCACUUUGGUAUACAUGAGGAGAUGCUGAAGGACGAAGUGAGGACGCUCACCUACAGGAACGCCAUGUACCACAACAAGCACGUCUUCAAGGACAAAAUAGUGUUGGAUGUUGGAAGCGGGACUGGGAUCCUGUCCAUGUUCGCGGCCAAAGCGGGGGCAAAGCACGUGUAUGGGAUUGAAUGUUCCAGUAUAUCCGAGUACUCAGAGAGGAUCAUCAAGGCCAACCACCUCGACAGCGUGAUCACCAUCUUCAAAGGCAAGGUGGAAGAGGUGGAGCUUCCUGUUGACAAGGUUGACAUCAUCAUAGCUGAGUGGAUGGGCUACUGCCUCUUCUAUGAAUCCAUGCUCAACACCGUCAUCUUUGCCAGAGACAAGUGGCUGAAACCCGGUGGAUUAAUGUUUCCUGACCGUGCCUCUCUGUACGUGGAGGCCAUAGAGGACAGGCAGUACAAAGACUUCAAAAUACAUUGGUGGGAGAACGUGUAUGGCUUCGACAUGACCUGUAUCCGUAAUGUUGCCAUGAAAGAACCACUGGUGGACGUAGUGGACCCUAAACAGGUGGUGACCAACUCCUGCCUCAUCAAGGAGGUGGACAUCUACACAGUGAAGACUGAGGACCUCUCAUUUACCUCAGCGUUCUGCCUACAGGUCCAAAGGAAUGACUACAUCCAUGCACUGGUCACUUACUUCAACAUUGAGUUCACCAAGUGUCACAAGAAAACUGGUUUCUCCACCGCACCAGAUGCUCAAUACACCCACUGGAAGCAGACAGUGUUUUACCUGGAGGACUAUUUGACGGUGCGGAGAGGAGAGGAGAUCGUCGGCAGCAUUGACAUGAAGCCUAAUGAGAAAAACAUUCGAGACUUGGACUUUACCUUCGAGCUGGAUUUCAAAGGACAGCUGUGUGAAGCGGCCAUAUCCCACGACUACAAGAUGCGUUAAGCUGGACUGGGGUGGGGGGGGACGGUGGUGCCCCACUGAAUACAAGCCCUGAACACCAGAGGGAGACAGAGACACUCCCAUCAAACACAGACAGACACAUUGUGCGAUGUAAGAGGUUCCGUAGAAUAGGAGACCAGACAGGGCCAAAGACCAAGCAGAUGUGGCCCAUUGGCAAUAUCACUAUUGUCACUACAGUGUUUGUUGAAGGCAGGGAGUUACUCGUGUUGUAUGUUAAACAAAUCUGAAUGUAACCCAGACAAAAAGAGGUCAGGAAUAUUUCCUCGUCUUGAUGAAUGUUAUUGACCAUUGAUGUGCGUAUAUGUGCGAUGGAGUGAUGUACCUGUGCGUUUUGUACAGUCAGUAUUUGUUUUCCACAGUAACCCCAGACCUUAUGGAGGGAUAAUUGCCAUUUUUAAAUGACAGUAGAGCUAAUGCAAUCCAUUACUGUAUUGUCCGCAUUGCUUUUAGGAGGCAAUACAUUGAAGGUGCAACUCUUAUGUCAUAUUAUGUACCGUAGGGAAUGACUAUUUAUCAAAGACGCACUUUCAUUUAUAGUGUGCAGUGCCACUUAAGCAAAUGUCAAUUUAGCCAUGUCGGAAAACUGACAGCAAUGGAACGCCACAGCCAAGGACGAACCCGGCGCAGUAUGUGUAAUGUGAAAGGUAACGCGUGUUUGCAUAGUCAGUGUAGUAGUAGCUUUACUGUGAGCGUGUAACAGAGGGUGUCACACUGUCGCACAGCCUGGUCUCCAGAUGUGCUCCGUGCUGUCACUUUGAGCAGUGACGUUGACAUGCUGCAUUUAGCUUUUUUUUCCUAUAGUUUCAUAUAUAGACGCUGGCCACUCUCCUUGUAUUGGUUUAUUGAUAUUAGAUUUGACUUAAAUGGCAGGCUCAAGGCAUGAAGCUUCUUUAGUCUUCAUCUGGGCACAAUCCAUGUCAAGCAAUCCAACCCCACAUAGUCCUAGCAACUAGCUCUGAUCUCAGAAAAAGUAUUUCCAAGAGGAGACAAUGGAGUAACGAUUAUGAUAUGUUUUUUUUAUAUAUCAGAAAUAUGGGUUUCUUACAACCAAAUUGCCCCCAAAAUAACUUGGAAGCAUGCAUGUACGUUGUAUGCAACCCAUACAACAGUCUUCCCAGGUAAAAUGAAUGAUUACUUCCAUUGAAUUUUGGUUGUUUUAUUUUUUAUUUCAUAGCA